UCUCCUAGUACAAAGCCAACAGAGAUUCCUGCGCUAAAACCGCGGACAGUUGUCCGAGGAGCCGCCGAGCACCAUGUGGCCGACUUCAUCGCCGAGCACCGCCUCGCUAAGCCACCAUUCCGGACCGGAGGAUCACCCGUUGUUGCGUGACGGCCACUUCGCUCCCUUCUCUGCCUACGCUAAUAGCGAGCCGCGGGUGAAGGAAGACUCGCCGACUACCGAAACUCAGCCUCCGGCGUCGGAUCCCGAUGCGUUCUGGCCGGAGAGGAACCUAAACGGCCCGAUUCUGCCUUCCCCGGAAGCUAUGCAGGGGUCUGCCCUGAUGGAAUGGCGUCGACAGAAUGCCAUUCGGUUGGAGGAGAAGGAGAAGAUGGAGAAGGAAAUGGUGAAGAAAAUAAAGGAAGAAGCUGAGGAGUACAAAGCAGAGUAUAACAGGAAAUGGGUACUUAGGUGUGACAGCAACAGAGCUGCCAACAGGGACAAGGAGAAGUUGUUCCUCAACAGCAGAGAGAAGUUCCAUGAUGAAGCUAGUAAGAAUUAUUGGAAGGCAAUUGCAGAGCUCAUACCAGGUGAAGUUCCGGCUAUAGCAAAGAAAGGGAAGAAGGGGCAGGACAAGAAAAAGCCCUCCAUUGUUGUAGUCCAAGGGCCAAAGCCCGGGAAGCCAACCGAGCUUUCUAGGAUGUGCCAUGUACUUGUGAAGCUCAAACAAAACCCGCCCUCACAUAUGAACUCUUUACAGAUCAUACCCGAACCUGGAAACGGGGCAAGGACUGGUGCAGCGCCUCCUCACGCUAAGUCUGCAGGAAGGUAAACUUUGUGAAAUGUUAGCGUGAUCUAUCCCUUACUGUCACUUGUAUAUGAUGAAGCAAUAUGUGCACAAAAGACCAUCUUUUUGUCUGUAAACUCUUCUGCUUUCUUGACAUUUUGCCAGUGUAUAUCGAGAAAAUGUAGCCAUCCUAUACACUGGCAGAUUUAAAUUGUAUAUGCAUAUGUUUCUAUAUAUGCAGCAUUAGUUUUCUGUAAAGUCGAAUAUAAACAAAGUGGAAAAUGUGGAGUCUAAA
This is a messenger RNA of Ipomoea triloba (trilobed morning glory), 1061 nucleotides long. RefSeq names its product clathrin light chain 2-like. The transcript has 3 exons. Bases 74 to 811 code for a protein of 245 amino acids. Gene Ontology annotation, biological process: intracellular protein transport; clathrin coat assembly; clathrin-dependent endocytosis. NCBI's taxonomy places the organism in Eukaryota, Viridiplantae, Streptophyta, Magnoliopsida, Solanales, Convolvulaceae. Gene Ontology annotation, molecular function: clathrin heavy chain binding; structural molecule activity. The record is from RefSeq and is a predicted model, not a curated record. Gene Ontology annotation, cellular component: plasma membrane; clathrin coat of trans-Golgi network vesicle; clathrin coat of coated pit.